AUGAUGGUUGAUAAAAUUAAAAAGAUUGACCAUCAUGAAUCUCUUCCAUUUCAUAAAAAAUCAACAAAUCAAUCUCAAAUACAACAUCAAUUAUCUUCAAAUUCUUAUCAUUAUGAUGACAAAUCUGACAAUAGUAGUAAUCGAUCAUCAUCUAGAGAUUCGAUGCGGCUAGCAAUUCAUCAUAAACAUAAACAUAACAGUUUUUAUAAUCAUCAUACAACAACAAGCUUUAACACACCAUCAUCAACUUCAUUAUCAUCUCACACCUUAAAUUCAACUGGUACAAAACAAAUAGAAUCGUUUGAUAAAGCUGCUAAACAUUAUCAUCAAACUAAGACUGAUUCAGUUGAAUUAUCUCUGCAUGAUGCAGAAAUAUCAUCUACAAAUAAUCAACAUCAAAUAUCUUGUUUACAAAAUGAAAUGGAACCGAAUAAACAUUUGACUAUAGAUAAUCACCAAGUAUCAUCAUGGAAAGAUUUUAACAAAUCCAAUAUAUUACUUGUUAACUUAACAAAACCUCCAUUGGUAUGUUUCGAUGGAAAACUACCAAAAGAUGUAACAUUAACAAAUGUUUAUUUAAAAAUUGAAGGUCAUUUACAAAAAACAAAAACUAAUUUAGCAAAUGAGAAACUCUUUGAUUUUCUUGUUAAUAAAGUUCAACCAGUACUUGAUACGAAUUGGCUUGAUCGAUCAGAUGAAGAUGAUUUCAUUUUACAUGCAGUUUUUACAGUUGUACGAAAUAUUCUUUCAAUUAAAUCUGAACGACAAAUUUCAGAAGAAAGUGAUAUUAAUGCACAUGAUCUUGUUCUAUGGUCAAUUCAUAAGAGUAAUAUGGAAAAUUUGAUAUUAUUUUGUGGUAAUAAAGCUCAAGGUGAUGAACGUAUAAUGAAUAUUCUUGAAAUUAUUGUUUUAAUGUUACGAGAACAAUCUGCAGAAGAAUUAGCUUAUACAGGUGAACAACAAACAAAAAAUCAACGAGAGAAGAAUAAUGAAGCACUCGAUUUACUUUAUGAACGUGAAGUAGCUGAAAAACAACAAUUAAACAAAUUAACUGCACGUCGAUCAGCAUUUGGUGCUGCUACAUAUGUUAUGUGUAAUGCAAAAGGUAUUGGAGAAAAUCAACUUAUUUGUCAUCGGCCAUUACAAAGUCUUAAUACAAUGGAAUUUGAUCGAGAAAAACGUCGUUUUCGUCGACCAAAAAAUCGUGCACCUGUUAAAAAUGAUUUAGAUGAUUCUCAACAUCAUCAUUCAGCAUUAGGCAUUCGAUUAUAUCUUCGAGAAUUUUGUUUAGCAUUUUUAGAUAAUUGUUACAAUAUACUUAUGCCUCGUGCAAGGGACAUGAUUAUUAAAUCAACAUGUUUACUUAGUGAUGAAACAAAUUUUUUUUGGGCAAUAAGAUUUUUUACAGAAUUUAAUCGACAUGCACAUACAUCAAUUGAUCGUAUAAGUGAAACAUUACAAAUGAAUACAUUUCAUUUACUUCAUACAAAAAUUGAUUAUUAUAGAGAAAUGAUUAAAAUCGAUAAACCUGAAGCAAAACUUUGGGCAAAACGAUUACAAAUUGGCUUUGGUGCUUUUAAAGAAUAUAUUCUUUGUGUUAAAUCAAUGUUAACAAAUCCUAAUGAACUUAUUGUUCGUGCUGCAAUAAUUAUCAAAAAUAAUAUUUUCUAUAUGCAAGAAUAUCGUGAACAAAUUCAUGUUUUACUUAAAGAUUAUGAUAAUACAAAAAUGACUAAUGUUUAUCUUCAUGAUCUUAUUGAAAGUACUCAUGAAUUUCUUAAAAUGCUUGAAGAACAUACAUCAAAAUUAAAACAUGUUUUUGUUCAACGUCGUCGUACUGCUCGUAAAUCAACAACAAAGAAAAAUACAAAGAAGAAAAAGAAUGAAAAUGAUGAUGAACCACCGAAUGAACAAUUAGAAGAAGAAUGGCAAAACCAAAUAUCUGAACGAUUAUCAUCUUUAUUACAAGGUUUAGAAGAAGUUACUGUUAAUAAAUCAGAUGUAUGUCCAUUUGAUGCACUUUCUGAAGUUCCUAUUGAUGAUCAAAGUAUAACGGCUGUUGCACGAAUUCAACAUGCAUUACGAACAAAUAAAUUAGAUGAAGCAAUUGCAUUAUUUCGUGCUUCUCGAGAAGUUUGGCCAACAGAGAAAACAUUUGGUUAUGAAGAUAUUGGAGCUGAAGAAGAAUUUAAUUUACUUCGAGAAAUUUAUAUGACAUCAAAAAUGGAUAAUCUGUUACCAAAAAAUACUGAUGAAGAUGAUGAAAAUAAUGAAGAAGAACAUGAAGAAGGACAUGAUGAAGAUGAACAAGAAUCAAUACAUACUACUGAACGUGAAGAAGAAUUCGACUUUAAAAGAUUUAUAAUUCGUUUCGCACAUUCAAGUAUACUUUCGUCAUAUAUUGAUGUUCUUCGUACAUAUACAAGCAAUACACCAUAUUUAAAUCAUUGUAUAAUUCGUAUGUUUUAUCGUGUAUCAGUUGAUUGUAAUUAUCCUGGUAUACUUUUUCAAAUGUCAUUAUUUCGUAUCUUUCAAAAAUUUCAUCUUGAUCCAUUAGCAAAAUUACAACAAUUUUCUGAAUUAUUACAAUUUGGUACUUGGUUAUUACGUAAAUUUUUUGUAUCUACACAAAAGAAUCCAUAUAUAUAUGCUGAAUUACUUUUUUGGAAAGAUCGAAGUCUUGUUGAAGAUAUGCUUGAUGGAUAUCGUCAAAUUACUCAUACGAAUGAAGGAGAAAAAAAAACUAAAGCAGGAUCAUGGUCAAUUGAACAUCAAAUUGAAUUACGAGAUCUUUUUAGAAAAAUUAAAGAAGAACAAGCAGAAAAUAUUGGACUUGAACAAACUGAUAUUGUUGAUCGAAUUAUGUUGGAAUUAACCGAAAAAACAAAAACAAGACGUCAAAUAAUAAAAGAAUUAAAAAAUCAAGGCCUAAUUAAAAGUAUUAAAGAACUUAAACUUAAAAAAGGAACAAAUCGUCGAUCAAAAAAAAAAGAUUUUCUUGGUGAUUCAAAACUUGGUUCGGAUUCAGAUGUUUCAGAUAUAGACGAUGAUGAUGAAAACGAUGACAAUGCUGAUAAUAAUCGUUCUAUUGAAAAUAAAUUAAUUUCAUCUGAACAUGAACAAGAUCAAUCAAAUGAUUCAAAUUCAAAAUCUGAUAAUAUUAUAUCAACAGAAAUUCCUUCUAAAAACACUGCACAAGAAGAUAAAGAAGAAGAAGAAGAAGAAUCAUUACCAAUUCUAACAAAACAAAGUCGUAAAUAUGAAUCUUCAUCAAUGUUCAAUGAUAAUGAUAAUGAUGAUGAUGAUGAUGAUGAUGAUGAUGAUAUAUCUUCAUCACGACCAAUAAAAAAAGCACGUCGUCAGUUGGUGUCUUCAAGUGAAGACGAUGAUUAG
This is a messenger RNA of Rotaria sp. Silwood1, 3393 nucleotides long. The record is from the annotation of a GenBank genome assembly. Lineage: Eukaryota; Metazoa; Rotifera; Eurotatoria; Philodinida; Philodinidae.